Molecule: messenger RNA, 3107 nt
Organism: Menidia menidia (Atlantic silverside)
Lineage: Eukaryota; Metazoa; Chordata; Actinopteri; Atheriniformes; Atherinopsidae
Source: the annotation of a GenBank genome assembly
CACAACCCAUAACAGUACCAGGGUGCUACGAAGAAGUUGGCUCUUCUCACCCCAUAUAUUAACACUUGAGCUUGUGUGAAACAUUUAGCUAAUUCUGGAAAUAUUAUAACACUCGGAGACACCUUACUUCUGAAAACAUAAAGGACCCACUUGAGAUAGGCCAUGCAUUAAGCUUCAAGGAAUCAACAGUCCUUCUGUUAAGAUGCCCUACCACUGUGUGGCUUACGGAUGUGGUAAAACACCAGAGGAUGGUGUAACGCUGUUUAGAUUCCCAAAAGACCCAGCCGAAUUUCGGAAAUGGGAAAAGCAGGUCCAGCGAACGCGGACCAAGUGGGUUGCUACAACCACCUCUCACCUCUGUAGCGAACAUUUUGGCAAGGAGUACUUUGAGACCAGGCCGCCUACAGCUGCUCUGAAGCUGAGGCCGGGGGCUGCCCCAACAAUUUUUGUCCGUCCUCACUGUUCCUUCUGCAGCGGAGCGGGCUGUAGAACCUGUCUGCCCGCCAUCCAACACCAGAGCUUUACAGCUGAAUCAGCCGUGAGAAAUAUUUGUGGGGAAAACAAUGAAAUGGCACGGGAAGAAGAACAUCUCACACAAAAAGGUCGGAAGCCUAAAGGAAAAGGCUCAGAUGAGCGACCAGCUGUUUGUGAGAUGUGCGGGGCAACGGGCAGUCCGAACAAUUUCUUUUCGAGGACAAAGCGUUUCUGCAGUACGUCCUGCUCACGCUCUUACUCAUCAAACUCGAAGAGGAGUUCCAUACUGGCUCGUCUGCAGGGAAGGCCUCCUUCAAAAAAAGCCACCGUGCUGACAAAGGUGAACAAAGUCACUGCGGGCCCAACAGAAGUAGAUGGAAAAGCCCCCGCGGCUUUCGACUGGGGCAGCUACUUGAACAAGGAGGCGUCUUUGGGCGCAUCGGUCUCCUGCUUCGCACACGCUCCACUGUACGACCACUGGGACGACAUCACUAUCGGGAUGAAGGUGGAGGUCCUCAACACAAACGCAGUCAUCCCCAGCAAAGUCUACUGGAUUGCUACUGUCGUCCAGGUGGCUGGAUACAAAGCUCUCCUGAGAUACGAAGGCUUUGAGAACGACGGCAGCCACGAUUUCUGGUGUAGCCUCGUUUCGGGGGAGCUGAACCCCAUCGGGUGGUGCACCAUGACAAGCAAGCUGCUGGUGCCUCCACAAGAUGUGCAGGAUGUCCCGGACUGGAAGGAUUACCUGAUGAAAAAGCUUGUGGGGGCCUCCACUGUGCCUGUUGACUUCUACCUGAAGCUGGCAGAUAGCAUGAAGACCCCUUUCAAAGUGGGCAUGCGUUUGGAGGUGGUAGAUCCCAAACACGUAAGCCAGACCCGCAUGGCCAUCGUAGACAACGUUGUCGGCGGCCGCCUACGGCUGGUGUACAUGGACCAAAGCGACGCCCCAGAGAAUGUGGUGGCCGACUUCUGGUGCCACUCGUUGAGUCCCCUUCUGCAUCCGGUAGGCUGGUCCAGCAAAGUGGGCCAUGCCAACAAAGCAUCCGCAAACAACAUAGAAUCUUACAGCUUUAAGGGGAACGCUCAGAGUACUGAAACGCUCUUUAAAAAGCUAAGAAUCACCUACUUGGGGGAGUGUUUCUUUGAAGAAGGAAUGAAGCUGGAGGCCAUUGAUCCCCUCAACCUAGGAAAUAUCUGUGUUGCCACAGUACGCAAGGUGCUGUUAGAUGGCUACCUAAUGGUGGGCAUUGACGGUACCAGCUCGAGCAAUGGCUCGGACAGUUUCUGCUACCAUGCCUCUUCUCACGCCAUUCUGCCCAUUAAUUUCUGCAAAAAGAACAACAUCCCUCUCACCGCACCUCAAGGUUAUGAUCCUCAGACCUUCACCUGGGAAAGUUACCUGGAGGAAACCAAAGCUAAAGCAGCUCCGGCGAGGCUGUUCAACGCCGACUACCCGGGUCACGGCUUCUCCCCGAACAUGAAGCUGGAGGCAGUGGACCUGAUGGAGCCACGACUGGUGUGCGUAGCCACUGUUGUGCGGUGCGUAGGCCGCCUUCUGCUUAUCCACUUCGACGGCUGGGACGAGGAGUUCGACCAAUGGAUCGACCACCAGUCCCCAGACAUCUACCCCAUUGGCUGGUGCGAGCUCGUGGGCUACCAGCUCCAGCCACCUCCUGAACCCGUUGAUUUAAAUGUAAACCAGUCGGUUCGAAUCAAGAAAACGAAGCCCUUCAUGUACAAAGGAAGGAAAAGAAAAGGCCACAAAAGGGGGGUGUCCAUGAACCAAGCAAAAGACGAUGCGGGUCAUCAGCAUGAAGCAGCUAAUGCUGAAAGUUCUCAAAACUGUCCUCCAGAUGUGCCACUCAUCCAGCCCAAAACUGAACCUGAGGAGGAGAUUAUCGCUGUGCGGGUGAAAGUGGAAGAGAUGGAGACCGAUAUUGAUCCCCCAGAACUGCUGCAAAAGGUAUGUCUCGGUAAAGUCAAACAUGAGGAGGCGGGACAGCAGGUUCAUCCGGAACCACACCGGUCGCCAGACGGGAGCAGCCAGAAAAAUGUGACGCACACAAAGAUGAAGGAACAGUCGACAGCGGAAGACAAGAGUGGAGCGUUUGGAUCCCUGGAUGAGAGCUUUACUGGGGAAAGCUCCAUGGACCAGAGUGAGAAUGAAAACCAAAACCUACAGGAAAGCACUCAAGGUGACGGGACCAUAGACGAGAUGGAGGAGAGCAACUCGGAGCUAGAUGAAGAAUUUGUGAUGUGAGGCAAAGAACGUGUGGCCAGACAAAACUGGAAAAGUAAGAGGGAAGACUUGACUCUGCCCCUAACUAUAAAGACAAAUGUUCAAUAAGAGCUAAGGACAACAUCACAGUUGAAGAAUUGCGUUUAAAGUAGAUAGUGCAGGGAUCUGCAAACUAAAAGGUACUUUUUGGUGUGCCUAAAAGAUUAUUGUAUACAUUUCAUAAGGACCACUCUAGUUUUAAUACUACCUCAGUCUUCCUGUAAGGUUCCACCAAUUGGCGACAUUUCUAACACCACACGUUUGCAAAGUUAUAUUUUUUUGUAUGUUCAAUUUCCCAAUGUUUCUUUUUUUGUUGUAAAGACUUAGUCAAUAAUCAAACUGACCUGAUUGUACC